This is a messenger RNA of Myxocyprinus asiaticus (Chinese sucker), 843 nucleotides long. RefSeq lists its product as uncharacterized. The transcript has 6 exons. Gene Ontology annotation, molecular function: guanyl-nucleotide exchange factor activity. Bases 1 to 684 code for a protein of 227 amino acids. Lineage: Eukaryota; Metazoa; Chordata; Actinopteri; Cypriniformes; Catostomidae. Gene Ontology annotation, cellular component: cytoplasm; nucleus. Gene Ontology annotation, biological process: activation of GTPase activity. The record is from RefSeq and is a predicted model, not a curated record.
AUGAAUUCUGUGAAGGACUUACGCAGGGCACAGCAGACAGGGCUCUCUGAAUUGGUGACAUCCAUUUGUCUUGCUGGUCUGAAAACUCCUCCUCUUUCAAGCCCUACCUCUAUAUUGAGCCCACCAGCUCUGCAGGUCAAGUGUCUCUAUGCUCUAUGGCAGGAGCUUCCGCAAGUCAAGAGUCUGCUAAACUCUUUGACUGCACAUGAGAUACAGUUUCAGGAGGCCAUGUUUGAGCUGAUUGUGUCAGAGGCCUCAUAUCAGAAGAGUCUUAUAGUGGCAGUAAAUGUGUUCCAGUGCUCAACAGAACUCAAACAGAUCCUCUCUCGUGUACAGCAUCAUGUACUGUUCUCCAACCUGAAGGAAGUCUGCAGAGUCAGUGAACGAUUUCGGCAGGAUCUGGAGUCCCAUCUCGGGCAGAAUAUUGUGAUGUCACAGGCAGGGGAACAAGAAAUUUGCACUGAUCCUGAAGAAACUAGAGAAAGAUCCACAAUGCCAGAGACAGACACUGAAGUCCUUCUUGAUUCUUCCCUUCCAGAGGAUCACAUGAAUGACACUCUUACUAGAGUCAAUUCCACUGAUCACCAGAAGGCGACAUUUGCUUCAAGAGGGAACUUUGAAACAACUUGGUGGCAAUCAAAACGUCUCUGUAGUCUCCCGCAAAGAUGUUUAUGUUUUCAAUGACCUGUUGCUCCUCUCUCUUAGGAGUGGACACUGGUUCAUUGUGCAGGAUCAUGCUCCGUUCCCUGCUAAUGUGCGUGUAGAGGAUAAAAAACUGCAAUUUUGGGACUACCCCCAGACUCCAUCCUGCUCCAUCUGAACAAGAAUCACAAUAGAUCUUCC